This is a messenger RNA of Alexandromys fortis (reed vole), 2440 nucleotides long. RefSeq names its product leukocyte receptor cluster member 9 (gene Leng9). The record is from RefSeq and is a predicted model, not a curated record. Gene Ontology annotation, molecular function: metal ion binding. The coding region runs from base 433 to 1959 and encodes 508 amino acids. The transcript has a single exon. Lineage: Eukaryota; Metazoa; Chordata; Mammalia; Rodentia; Cricetidae.
CUGAAAGCGGCCGAGAACACGUAAAGUGUUUGCUUGGGUUGGGAACUGUCUCUCGCAAAAGCCCAGAAAGGGAGGAGCACAUAUGAAAUAGUUGGAUGGGAUGGAACUUGACUCCACUGAGUUCUUGAGAGGAUCUCAACACACUAGUUAAUUGGCUGGUUGGGCGGGACUAGACUCGCUAAGGCCUCUGAGGAGCUGGACUCACGAAGAUCAUUUUGGGCGGAGCAUGACCAGGUUCCCAGAGGCUCAGAAGCCAGCUACACGUAAAUAAGCUGGGCGGGGCCGGGAGCACCAGAGCUGGUGGGACACUCCGAGGUCCCGCCUCGUCUCUUGGCCUCCCUCCGGGUGAGGCGGUUGAGGCGGACGGGACUCCUGGUGUCACAGUUGGGGCUCAACGUCGUGGACUGAGGCUGCCCAGUGUGCUGCGGUACCAUGGAGGCAGGGGCCGAUUCCUCCGAGGCCCCCUCGGUCUGUCGCUUCUUCCUAGAGGGCCGCUGUCGCUUCGGCGCACGCUGCCGUCAGCCACACCCCGGGGCCCCAGCGCCAACCCCUGAGGUCGCGCAGCCGGAGUCUGGGUCCAAAAAGCCGGCGCUGCGCACUGCCGCUGACGUCAUCCAGCGCAUCCGCUGGGAUCCGCGCCUGGACCCUGCCGAAUUUUCGGUGGGCUACACCGACCGCUUCCUGGGCGUGCAGGAAGAGCCCUUCUGCGCCUUCUGCUGGGACGAGCCGCUGGCAGCGCUCGGGCCCGGCGUAUUGGCGGUGCCACAGCACCGCAUCCGCUACUUCCGCUUCCGCGGCCGCCUGGUGUGGGACCGUGCCUCGCGUACUGACCUCAUUUUUGGCUCGGGCUCUGUGGCUGGACGGGGACCCACUAUCCUGGACGCACUGGACGACGGGAACGAGUACUGGCCAGAGGUUGCACCAGAAAUCCCUGACACAGAGAAGACAGGUGCGGCUUUCGAGGGUCAGGACACUCAGGAUGGCCCUAAGGAAGGGAGUGGAAACCCGGCAAGAACUAGGCUUGAUUCGGGCCUGGAGACAACUGAAGAGGGUGCGGCAACCAAAGAGAACAGAACUGGGCUUGAUUCGGGCCUGGAGAUACCCGAAGACGGUGGGGCAACUAAGGAAAAUAAAACUGGGCUUGAUUCGGGGCUGGAGAUACCCAAAGAGGGUGGGGCAACCAGAGAGACUGUCCUGAAUCGGACCACAGAGGCAGGAACACCAGAGGCAAGCGGGUGCUUCACAGGAGUAAAGGAGAUCUUGAACUCACUAGAGACACCUGGAGCCACUCUACUUCCACAGUGGGAGGCACAGGCCAUGGAAGCUACUAAGCUUUCUGCUGAAGAGAUGGGAAGUGAGUGGACUCCAGGGACUUGGCCUGAUGAAAGAAGGUUCCCUCGCCAGCCCCGGCCCACACAUUUUGUGGCACUGAUGGCGACAGAGCCUGGGCUUAGGGCAGAAGUGGUCAAGGCCCAAGAGCAUCUGGUGCGGAUUGCUCCUCCUUGUGCUGCUUUCCUGAUACCUGUACAGGCCCUGCACCUGACAAUGGCCUUGCUGAGGCUGACAGGCCCUGGGGAGGAGGCUGCAGCUACCGGGGCUCUGCGGAGGGCCCUCCUGAAACCAGGGCUUCAGGUACCCUCCCAGCUACAGUUCAAGGACUUGGUUCUUCUGGGUCAUCACGUGCUCUGUGCCAUACCCUCCCCCACACUGGCAGGCAUGGCUCAAACUCUGAAUCAGAGGCUGGAGGCUGAAGGGCUGAGAGUGGUGCAGCCCCCAGGGGGCCUACAGCCACACCUCACCCUGGCCAAGGUGCCACAGGGAUCCCAGGUUUGCAUUCCUGAGCCUGAGUUCAGUUUGAACCAGGAGUUAGGAAGACAGCCCCUAGGGAAACUCUGGCUAUGCCGUAUGGGCAGAGCAGGACAUAGCUACUUGCCCCUGGCUGAGAUUUCCCUCAAGUGACCAACGUUCCAAACUUCGUAGAAGAAACAAGCCAAAUAGAAACAAUUUCUCUCUCUCUCUUUUUAAUUUUUGGUUUCAAGCUUCCAAAAUGUACUGUACUCAAUGCUCAAGGAGAAUGAAGGGAGGGGAGGGGAGAGGUGGGAAGGGGAGGAAGGGAGGCAUCUGGAAAAAAAGCAGCCUGACAGUCCAGCUGUUUGCAACCUCAUAGCACAUCCUCCAGUUACAUGGCAGAAGAGGAGGGAGGGGUGAAAAGAAAAGGGGAGAAAGAAGAAAAAUAACUUAAACACACACACAGAGGAAAGAGAAGGAAACAUGACGUGAGCUGGUGAUCCAUGAAGGCAGAGGGGAGGAAGGAAGGGAGGGUAACCAUUUUACCUGUGUUGAACCAGGGAGCAGGAAGGGAGAAGGAAGAGGAGGGAGGGAAGGGAAAAAAAAAUCAGAAGAAACAUUGGGGCAGAGGGAGGAAGGGACACGGAGACAA